This is a messenger RNA of Amphimedon queenslandica, 679 nucleotides long. Its product is annotated as cancer-related nucleoside-triphosphatase homolog. Bases 22 to 627 code for a protein of 201 amino acids. Gene Ontology annotation, molecular function: ATP hydrolysis activity. The record is from RefSeq and is a predicted model, not a curated record. Lineage: Eukaryota; Metazoa; Porifera; Demospongiae; Haplosclerida; Niphatidae. The transcript has 4 exons.
GCCAAAACCCGCCAAACUAAAAUGGCUUCUGCCAGCUCCAGCAAACAUGUAUUAAUUACAGGUCCUCCAGGGAUUGGUAAGACAACACUGGUUCAAUCAAUAUGUCAGGGUCUAAGAAAAGAAGGAAUCAAAAUGUCUGGUUUCUAUACUCAAGAGUUACGCCAACAUCAUGAUCACAGAAGAGGAGGAGGAGGAGGUAGGGUUGGGUUUGAUGUUGUCACGUUGGAUGGACACAGAUCACCUUUAGCAAGAUUAAAGAAUAACGGGUCACACGAUGCAGCUGCUCCAGUUGUAGGACGUUACACUGUAGAUGUUUCAUCAUUUGAGAAAUGUGUCCUGCCGAUUGUGAACGACUCAUUUUCAACAAAACAAGUUUUAGUAUUGGACGAGAUUGGGAAAAUGGAGCUGUUUAGUAAACCGUUUUCGACAGCAAUCAAGAGAGUUUUUGAUCAAAAGGAUCUUGUUGUUCUGGCAACAGUGCCUCUGUCUAAGGGACGUGGUUUAGCAGUUGUUGAGGAAAUUAAAAGGAGACAAGACUGUUCCUUAAUAGAGGUCACUGAGUUCAAUCGGGACUCUCUCAGUGAAAGUAUAACAAAACAAUUAAUGGACGCGAUUAAAAUUAUUUAAAACUCAAAAAGUUAUUUCAUCUGAUUUUUCAUUAAUGAAAACGGUAGCCAAA